Aureobasidium subglaciale EXF-2481 is the source of this 3147-nucleotide messenger RNA. RefSeq lists its product as uncharacterized. Gene Ontology annotation, cellular component: PAS complex; fungal-type vacuole membrane. Bases 194 to 2854 code for a protein of 886 amino acids. Gene Ontology annotation, biological process: vacuole inheritance; protein localization to vacuolar membrane; positive regulation of phosphatidylinositol biosynthetic process. Lineage: Eukaryota; Fungi; Ascomycota; Dothideomycetes; Dothideales; Saccotheciaceae. The record is from RefSeq and is a predicted model, not a curated record. The transcript is spliced from 3 exons.
GUGACCCCCUUGCGGCGCCCUCGCUUCUGGCUAGCCCUUUUGCUUUUGCUUCUCGACCAAGGCAACAGCAACCCCGGCUUCUCCACUUCGCUCUCUAGUAGAUUGACAGUCGCAAACACAACAUGCUGAUACCGUCUGUUGUGAGUCCCGUGGAAGAAGCUUGAUCAAACUCGACCGCCCCAGUAUACUUGUAAUGGCCGACAGUCACGAAACGUCUCGAAGCGUGUCCAGCCGGGACAGUAGCCCUGUCACGGUGCGACACGCCUCGUCCACGUCGAUAUCCUCGAUACCUACUCUUCGGAAACAGCCCUCGGCCACCUUUGCCCCCUCUGAAAGCCCCCGCUCAUCGAGGAAUCCGUCUCCCGUGCGAUCCGCCAUGCGCCAACACGGCACUCCUCCAGCGUCAUCCGUCCAAGGCAGAGCGGGCUUGCUACGCUCCCGUCAGAGCAGCCACGACACCAGUCCUCACCGCACUCCGGCUUUGUCUACGCCCACCUCGGCCCCUUCGGCUGCUGCCAUCCAGCGUGCCCUCUCUGCUGCCAGCAUUCCGCAACUCCAGCAGACGCAACAGUCUCAAUCUCCCAACUCCGUCACCGACGCUGUCACUCGUCUUACUGCUCAGAAACGUCCCAUUGCUACAGCCUCUGGCGAGAGCACCCCGACCUUUGCGCCACCCUCGCCUCGACUAAAGUCUCCUCCUCCUGUGUCUGUUCGCUCUCGCAGGAAUUCCGCGUUGGUACAAAAUCAAAAACCUGCUCCUCCUUCCAUUGUCGUCGAGCCUUCGUCAACACCUUCCGAACACUCAGUCCUGAAUGACGCCCUUAGAGAGGAGCCAAUACAGCUCCAGCCCCCUCCGGGCCCAAAGGCUCCGUCGAGAGGCCCGAGCGGUCCGAGACCUGUGCUUGAGACUGUUGUAGAGAACAUAGCGCCCAACGGUAGCACCAGCUCAAAAGGGACCAAGGCGCAAUCUGAUGAGGAUGGACCUUCGACUAUCCGUGCUAAAGCAAAAGAUAACAAUAAUGGAGAAGCCUCCUCUAAACUCGCAGAGAGCGAGAGCGACGCUAACAUGAGUGACGGUCGGGGUCGCAGAACUAGCCAGAGCUCGACUAUCCGUCCCAAAAAUGUCGCCGCCAUCAAAGCAGUAUAUCCAGGUCUCGGUUCUAAAUCACGCGCUUCAGAAGGCACUCGAAACAUGACUGUCGAGACCGAGACUGUCAGCUCUAUUCCUCAGUCCCAGAUCGCAACCAUCGAUCGCUCCACCCUAGGAAGACCUGAUUUGGGAGGCUCUCUUCGCAUGAAGCCUAGCACCGAAACGAUACGACCAAGGAAGGAGAGAAAGCGAGCGACGCGUAAAGCGCCCUCGAUUAACAACGGAACGGCCUCUUCAAAGGCCGAUAUAUUCGAGGCCAGGGUCGCAAGUGCCGUCGAUGAAGCAAACUCUUCAGACUCGGACGAGACAUUUGUCUACGAAUCCAACCCUCCGGAACCACAGCACAGAGUCAGCCGGCAUCAUUCGCGUACACCCAGCGGAACAUCUCUCCACAGCCAGAGUGACUUUCGACACGGGAUGCGACCUUAUGGCGACCACCGUAUUGCUGGCAAGCGGAGCAUGAAGUUCUCUAAUAAUCCUUAUAGCGUCUUGGACAGCCCGGAAGCCAUGGGUGAUGGCACAGUCCGGGCACAUCAUGCCAGACACAUUGGUAGAUUCGGACGCCCUGGCGGCAGCAGCCGUACUUCUCUAUAUGACCAGGACUCGCCGUUCACCCAGGCUUCCAAAUUGCGCAGUACUACCUUGUCCGUUUCUGAGCGAGCACCUUCGCGGCCAGGCACACCGCGCAGCACGCAGAGCGCUCAACAUCGACCUUCGGGCCUAUUCGGCAAGAGGAAUGACAACUCGCAAUACGACUUUGAAGGUGAAGGCGCCGAUGACGAGCGUACACCCAUGUUGGGUAGCGUUAGGACACCGAGGAGUCAACGAACCUACGGCAGACGAUACAACAGCGACAACAGUAUGCGCUCGAUCGACUACUAUGGCGUCAGAGAGCCGCGCUCGCGAUUCAGCAGAGUCGGAGGACUUGUACUCGGACUUCUGGUAGUCAUGAUGGUGACGAUGGGUGCUGUUGGAUUGCUGGUCAUGUUCAACAAACCCUUGACCAAUUUCCAUGUGGACAAGAUCCAGAACGUUCUCGCAAGUGAGCAAGAAAUCAUGCUGGACUUGCUGGUUGGAGCCGUCAAUCCUAACAUCCUAAGCGUGACUGUUACGGAUAUGGACGUUAAUAUAUUUGCUAAAAGCAAGUAUGUCAACCCCAUCGGUAGAGACGAUGGUACCGUACUAGCAACAGCUCAGCGACGGCGUCUGGUCGCCAAGGGUGAGGCAGGCGGUACACCAUGGCAGGACGAACAUGGACACUGGCACGCAGGCUCAGGAGUGGACCAAGGCACAGACCCCAUCGAAGGCGACUCGCAAACCAUGCUGCUCGGCAGGAUCCUACACUUCGAUCAAGCUCUUUGCUUUGAAGGAUCACCACUCAAACGACACACGCACUACUCGUUGGGUGAGCUUCGUCUUGGACAUCCUGGGAAUAAAACAGAGAGCGGCGGAUCGGAACGAUGGGAAAGAGUACUCCAAUAUCCCUUCGAACUCAUCCUACGAGGAGUGCUGCGGUACCAACUACCGAUGAGCAACAGACACCAGACAGCGGCCAUCGGUGCCAGUGUAAUAGUACAUCCCGAGGACCCUAUAGACAGCCACGGACGUAUGCGUCUCGAAAGUGUAGACGACAGCGAGGAUUGGCAAUGGAUAGAAGGUGACUACUUGGACGGUGUCGAAGGAUUCAUGGCAGAAUUGCACUAACUAGCUGCAUCUCUGUCAUUGUAGUCGUCUAGACUUUUGUUCUUUUUUCUCAAGAUUUUAUGACUUCUUGACGUUUUAGCAUUUUGGAGCGAGUGGAGGGUAUUUGAUUAUUCCUCUUACGGAUGGAAGUUUUGUUUUAUUGAUUGAGUAUGGGAUCGGGCAAGCAUACAAUGGGAAAGGGCAGCGGUGUACGAUGACGAGCUGGAACAAGAGAUGGGGGAUUGGCUCAAGCCAUGUAUUGAACUUGUACAUGAACAGUUAGCUAGCCGUGUUGAAUGAUGCACGAACUGUUU